Triticum turgidum subsp. durum (durum wheat) is the source of this 1599-nucleotide messenger RNA. The record is from the annotation of a GenBank genome assembly. NCBI's taxonomy places the organism in Eukaryota, Viridiplantae, Streptophyta, Magnoliopsida, Poales, Poaceae.
AUGUAUCUUUUGAAGGACUGCUACUUCUAUGGAACCCACAAAGCAACCGCAAAGUUCAGGAUCCUUCAGCAGCAGGUUAAAAGAGCAUUAAAUAAUGCUCCUCAGCCAGGCCCAUUCACAUACAUUGUCCAAUGCAUGUACAUUAUACCUUUGUUGGGCCAAAGUCAUGCUGAAGGGUUCAGCCAUAUGUUGAUAUCUUCUCUAAGGCAUUUGAAAUCCGUGGAGUCAGUACAGAAGGAUUUUAUUGAUGCAAAGUGUCUUGCUGCACGGCUUGUUCUUGAUAUCCUUGCUUCUGUUGUACCCCAUGAAGAACGCAUACUGGUAAAGCUCCUUGAGACAUUCGAUAUUGAGUUGAAAGAUAUGGCCCAUGCUUUCCGUGGUUCAGAGUUGGGUGAUGAAGAUCUAGCGGCAGCAAGAGAACAUCUUAAACAGCAUGUGCAGUACUUUAUGAAAUCAGAAUCAUAUGUGACUGCUGUGGCCCUGAUGACACGCUUUUCCAUCCAAUGCUGUGAUGAGUCAUUUCUCAUGAAACUGAUUGGAAGUAAGCAAUACAAGGCAGCAGAGGAGUGGGCAGCUUUCAUGGGGAAAGAAAUGAUAAUUUUGAUAAUUCAAAAGUAUCUAGAUGUUAAAAUGCUAAAGAGCGCGAAUGAGCUGGUAAAACAAUAUGACCUUGCAGAAGAGUUUCCGGAUGUUAAUUAUUUGUAUAAAGAGAGUUUGCUAAAGAAGCUGGCAGAGAAAGGGUGCUGGGAUGUUGCAGAAGUCCGUGCCAAGAAGGAUACAAAGCUGAUGGAAUACCUGGUAUAUCUUGCUAUGGAAGCUGGCUAUAUGGAGAAGGUUGACGAGCUUUGCGAACGAUACUCUCUUGAAGGUUAUGUCAAUUCUUUGGUUCCAGAAGAAGUCAUGUGUCAGUCUGACUACUUAGAGCUGAAGAAAUUGAUUUUAGAAGAGAUUGUCUGGGUUGAUGAGAUCAACGGAUUACUUAGUGCAACAACUUAUAUUGAAGCUUGUAAAAUUAUCGGUGUGGAUUGCGAAUGGAAACCUAAUUACGAGAAAGGCAGCAGACGUAAUAAGGUUGCUAUCAUCCAAAUUGCGUCAGAUAAGAAAGCUUUCAUCUUUGAUCUGAUUAAGCUGUAUGAAGAUGAUCCUAAAGCAUUGGACUGCUGCUUCAGGCGAAUCAUGUGUUCAUCUAACAUAUUAAAGCUGGGCUAUAACCUGCAAUGCGAUCUGCAUCAGCUGUCACAGUCGUAUGGAGAAUUGUUAUGUUUCCAGUCCUAUGAAAUGCUACUUGAUAUCCAGAAGCUGUUCAAAGAGACUACUGGUGGUCUCUCUGGAUUGUCAAAGAAAAUAUUAGGAGCUGGUUUGAACAAGACACGGCGGAAUAGCGACUGGGAGCAGCGACCUCUCAGCCAGAAUCAGAAAGAGUAUGCCGCUCUUGAUGCCGCGGUCCUUGUUCAUAUAUUCCAUCAUGUCAGGGGGCAACCUCAGUUUGGUGUAAACGAGGGACGCCAGGUGGAAUGGAAGUCCGUGCACGUAGUCCCUUGCGGUUCUAAAACUACCAGGGAUGCGCAAGGCAAUUAUUGGGAACGGAGUUCCUCUUGA